Molecule: messenger RNA, 2121 nt
Organism: Apis florea (little honeybee)
Lineage: Eukaryota; Metazoa; Arthropoda; Insecta; Hymenoptera; Apidae
Gene: Scgalpha
Product: sarcoglycan alpha
Cellular component (GO): sarcoglycan complex; membrane
Molecular function (GO): calcium ion binding
Source: RefSeq, a predicted model, not a curated record
CAGGAAUAGUGUCAAGAACAAAAAGGAAAAAGAUGAGAGAAUGUUUAAUUAAUUAUCGCUAAUCAUAUAAUAAUUAAAGUAAUUAUCAUUAAAAAUUGAAAGUUAGAGAAAAUGAAUUGUGCACGGACUGUAGCGAAGUUUUUGACUUGAUGUUGCACUUGCAUCAUUUUAACCUGCCCGUUGACAGUACGUGUCGUUCGAUCCGGUAAAGUAUCACCUCCGCGAGUGGCUAGUUUACGUUCCUGUAAGCUGAUCCGUGCUGUAGUGUGCCUGUCUCUUAUGAGGUUCCUGCGAUUCGUUUGUCGUCUGCCAGACCACGAAAUUAUCGCGUCUAUUUUCAUCGCGAGCAUUCGUCCCUCGAAUCGACCAAUUGUCGAUAACGAACAAGCAUGAUAUUUUCAACAAAUCGAAAUCUUCACAUUCCACUAUAACUUUUGAAUAUUCCCUAACUAUAAUAGAGAGAAACGAAGAAAAAAAGAAAAAAAGUCAUACAGCAAUGAAUAUGCCGUCAAACGUAGUAAUGUUAUUAUUGGCGAUAGUGGCCUUCGCGAACGCAGAGAGCAUCUUAAUGACCGAGGUAUUCAUCAUUCCAAUCAAACCAGAGACUUUCGACUGGAGCGAUGAUGCACGUUCUGAUCAAUUCUCAUAUCAACCCUCGUUAUUAAAUGCACCUGAUCUUCCAUCAUGGAUUCACUAUACGUACAGCAAAAGAGAUCAUCAUGGUUUUCUAUACGGUGUUGCGCCCAAGAAUCAAAAAUAUUUUCAGCUGGAAAUUGUAGGUCUAAAUAAAUAUACCUACGAAACUAGAUACAAAGUUCUCGACAUGAACGUCCUUGAGAAAGAAAACCUGACCAAGUAUGAGGUUCAUUUAAAAAUCGAUAAUCUAAACGUGGAGGACAUGUUCAAUCGGAACAGAACUGAUGAGCUUGUCGAUAUAUUUAGAAAGAGGUUAUGGAAAGAUGCGGUGGAUUUAUACGUGACUUUUUUAGCAUCUGCAGUCGAGCUUGGCGCUCGUUUGCCUCUGAAGCCAAGUGAAGGCGAAGGAGUUGUUAUAAGGCUGGGAAGUUCGAUGCCAUUCUCCCAAGAGUUGAACGAGCUGCAAGAAGAAGUAAAACCUUUGUGGAAAUUACGCUCCUGUCCUCGAGAUUUUAAACGUACCAGUGUCGAGAGACUCUUCAGAGAAGCGAGAUUUGCGUUGGAUUGGUGUUCGUUCAGAUUGGUCGAGCAGGAGCAACAGAGUCUGCAGCAAGAAAGCGCGAGACGGGGACCGAGCGUAUUGGAUUUACCGGCUUCAGGAAUUUCCGAGCACGCGGAGUGGCGAUGGGCCAGAUCGAGCAGAGCCAAUAUCCCCACGAGAAGUUACUUCGAAGAAAUUGUCACCACGAUCUUUGUGUCUGUUAUCCUGUUCUUCGCAUUGGCCGCUUUGCUCAGUACUCUGUUGUGCCUGGAUCACGAAAAAGUAAAAAAAAGAGAAACUUCAACAGGGGAAGGAGUUAGCAAUAAUAUACAAAUGGUCCAAUAUGCUGUCGAAAGAGGUAUCUUAAAAUCGCUCUCCGCUCAACCUUCCAGUCCUAAUGAUUCUUUGCUACCAAGUCCCAGAAUUUCUAAUGAACGUUGCAAUCCAUAUAUUCGACCAAAUCCACCACCUUACACAGGACCAAGCAAUUUAGUCGGCAUUCGAGCAGAUUUCUGACUACACGAGGAGCCAGAAAAAACGUGGUUUUGCUGAAUUAGUAAUGAUUUUCUAUCGUAAUUACAAGGAAAAUCGCAAAAUCAUUAAAACUGGCUCCAUAUUAUCUGUUGCUUCGUAAUUUAAUAUCAUAAUAUCUAUCGUAAAUUUUAUUUGAAGUUAAUAAAAAAAAAUAUUUUAUAUUACUACACGAUAGCAAAAGCGUAUGUUUAACUUAAGAGAUAUCAUAAUUAAUAUAGAAAAUUAGUAUAUUGUAUAAAAAAAUUCUUUUUAUAUAAUCUAUUUAAGAAAAUCAUUUAGAAAAAUAUAUAUAAUAUACAUAUAUUUAAUAUUUAAAUUAAAACUUUUAAUUAAUUUUACAAUAUACAUUUUAUAUAUUGUAUAUAAGUACAAUGGUGCCAUAUAACAUUAAUUAAUAAAACAUAUCUUUC